GGGGGGUGGGGGGGGGAGUGUUUCUCUGAAAGGCUGUGAAAUGAACCGAGAUGCUAAAACUAGUUUUCGUGUGGGUUAAGGGUGACCUUCGGGGAAACGCAGACGCCAUCUAGGCAGGCUUCUCAUAACAGUCAUAAAAUUCACCCCCCUGAAUCCGCAAGUUCCUGUGCAGGUGGGCCUCGUGGGCUUACACUGACCACUGCUGCCAGGACUGUCUGGCAGGUCGAGUGACCUUGGGCACACCGUGUUGCUCCUAAUUCUCGUUACCAUUUGAGCUAGCCUCAGAAGACGGAUUUAAGUGUUUGCUUUGAGAUGGUUUCUGCUUUAAAGUACAUAAGAACAAUGAAGCAGGUUAUAAAAAAGCACUUAACAUUCACCCUGUUCAAUGUUUUACCUGCUGAGGCAUACCUUUCCUGUUAUGACAACUCCGCUUGUGGAAGAAAGAAGCCCUUUCCGAUUCAAAGCAGCAGCUUCAGUGGCUGUUUCAAGUGUCACUUUGCAAAUGGAGAUAAUAUCAAAGGAAACAAACAGACCAAAAAAAAAAAAAAAAAAAACCCAGGGCAUUUUAUGAAGAAUCCACUUGAAUUUCUUUAUUUGGUAACUUUCAUUAAGCUUUCAGCACAGGUUUACCGAAGUCGUACUUCACCUGAGGAGGCCGUGUGCCCAUAUUCUGAGAGGGGUAGCCUUCUGCUGGCCUUUGGUAGGGACUCUGGAGAAGGACGUGAGCUACGUUUUGGAGAACGAGGAGAUGAUGGAGAUGAUGGAUGUGGCAAGGCCACAUGAGGGAAAGGGCCUUCUGGGCGAGGGGGCAGCGUAUGCCUGCCUGAAGUCACAAGGGCACAGCUACUUCGCAACCUGCUGUUGCAAGAAGGGUGGUGGGGACUCCAGUAGGUGGAGCGAAGAGAGGAAGGUGAGGCCAGAGAAAGCGAGGCUGGUGGCAGGUCGGAAGAGGCCUUGAGUUCCAGGCCCAAGUGUGAAUUUUACCCUGAGAGCAGUGGGAAGCCACCAGGAUAUCUUGGGGUUGUGUGUGACUGAUCAGAUUGUGUCCUCCAGGGGUGACCGGGCGUCGAUGGCCAUGGUGGGUUGGCGACGGGUGGCACGGAGUUGGAAGCUGCCCACCUAUUGAAACGUAGGCCCAGCACAGAGGAAGAGUGGUGGGCGACAGAAAGGAGAGCGGGCCCCUGGGACAAGUGGCUUCAGGGCUGGGGAGGGUCAGGGAGAAAGGAGGUGUAGGGAACACUCCCAAGAUUGGGUGACAGCAUUUGCCAUUGCCAUGACACAGGCAGAGGGUGCCGGAAGGAGGCUGGCUUGGGGGCAGGCAAUGACACUGAGUUUGCAGAUGCUGAACUUCCCAGUAAGUAAGGCUUCCCGGUGGCAGGUGGGUAUAUGUGGAUCUAGAGCCAGGGAGAACGUCCUGGGCUCGACCGCGUUUUGGGGACUCCUUCCGAUGGUGCUGAAGCCACGUGGACUGGGGUGGGCCUCACCAGGAGAGUGUGUGGAGUAAGCAAGAGAAGAAGGAAGUCUGGAGACAGCUGGUGUUUUCUCGUACAGCAGCGGGGAGGUGACAGUGGAAGUCUAAUCAAUAACCGCUUGCCUUUUGGGGCCUGGGGGCAGGAUAGUGGGCUUUUUAUUUGUCACAGAGCCCCAGUUUGUUAGUUAGAACGAACGAAUGAUCUCAGCAAAAUGUGAGAGUCUAGAGGUGCAAAGUCAGAUGAUUGAUUCCAAGGGCCUUCCUGGUGUUUAGUUGCCUUUUGGGAAACUUCCAGAUUGUCACUCAUCUCAAAAGACUCGUUUCUCUCUAGACCAAGGGUUGGUCCUCUUGGAGCAUUCUUUACAGUUAGAUCUCUGAAAAACACUUUUUCUAACCAUGAAGAAUGCUGAAGAAAGUGUUUUUCAGAUCCAGAGACGCAUUCAAAGUUACAGAAGUCUCAGGGUCCCCCUGCUGUCCUUCUGGGACCCCGGUUUCUGUGUGUUACAUCAGCAUUGGCAGCAAGCGGGACUUGGGAAAGACUCUGUUGAGGAUGCAGAGGGCAUGUGUAUGGUGCUGCCUCCCACACCUGGGGGCUGAGGGGGAGAGGGUGGGGAAAGGCCAGUGUUGCAAAAGGAGCCCCUACCUGCCCUCAGGAGUCAUGUGGCCCCACCGGGCUGGAGGCGUAGGCCCCCCCAGGGCUGGGCUGGCCUUUGGAUAAAUGCACAGGGGGCUGUUAGCCGUUAUCUUUGCCUCUGACGGAACAUGCUCUUCACUUAGCGCACCGGAGACAAGAUCUUGUUGUGUCCUGUGCGGCUCUGUCCCCCGCUGCCUGGCUGUGGGACCUUAUCAGUCUCCCCUGGGUAUUGCACAAGGAUCCGCUGGCAGAGGUCACGUGCGAGCACUCAUGGGCUCUCCCUCCAUCCCACCCAAGCGUGCCCUCUCCUUUUACAGAUGAUUGGGAACACACUAUGCACGGCUUGGCUUGUUUCCCAUCAUCUGAAACUGUGUCUGCCUAAUGGUUACACGCUUUUAAUUGGGUACCCCUCGCAGUGAGGGUUGUCGUUUACCUGUGGGUGUUCUGUCACCAAUCAGUGCCUUACUGUUAGUGUUCUAGAUGGAGCUCCUUGGCUGCUCCCGCCAAAAGCUCACCUCACCUCUCUGCCCCUUUAGCCUUUGCUGGUAUCAUUUUGCCAGCAUUCCCUAGUCAUUUUCAGUGAUUGCUUUUCCAACAAGGAUCCUUCUAGCCCUCGUAUCUUGGUAGAGCUGCCGGCCUUAGAAGGACCCAGGUUUAUGACUUAAUUUCUCCCGCCUUUCCGGGCUGGCCCACCCCUCGCUGUCCAGCACAGGGGAGCAGGUGCCUCCCAGUGAACCCCAGGCCUCGUUCUUGGGCCCUUUGGCUUCUUGGAGCCUGUAUGGCUGGUCUGUAGAGCUGUCUUGUCAUCCACGCUGUGAGUGACGAUCCCUGCCCUGCCCUCUUCAACAGCUGAGGGGUUCACUGGCCCCGCAGCGGCUGUGUUCCAAGGCCCUGUCCUGUGCCUGUGCUGUUGCUGCUGCUUCCUGGGCCAGGGCUGCCUCAUCCUUCAGGACCCAGCUGAGGUCCCAGACUCUCUGUGCUUUCCUCUCCUCACGCCUGUGCCUGGGUUGGUGUGGUCCCACAGGCAGAAGCUCGCUGAGAAUUUGCAUCUUUGUAUUCUAGCAUCGGGUAGUCUGGCGCCCAGGAAGUGUUUUGAAUACCUAUUUAAAUCAUUGUAGCUGCAGGACUCCCUCUUGCCCCAGCUUUGUUGUCAGGUCUAAAAAUACUUGCUGAGUACCUGCUCUGUGGCCAGCCGUCUAAGGCACACCUGUCCCAGGCACCGUGUUUGGAAUUCAGACCAGUCAGAGUUCUGAUGCUGCUGACGGGGGCGGGGCUCUCUUCUGCGUCUCACUCUGUGCUGCUAGCUUAUUUACCAUGUGCCCUGGGGGUGUUUUCCCAGACCUGUUGGGAGAACCCUGUUUUGCUCAGAAGGUAAAGAUCCUGAAUUAACAGAGCCCCAUUCGAACCUCAGCCCCUGCCUGUGGGCAGACCAGACCAGGCUGGGGGAAAGGUGUUUUGCCCCCCAGGGACACAGGGAACUGUUUUGAGUGGCCAACAGGGACCUGUUCCUUGUCCCAUGCCGCAGGCUCAGAUGCCAUUGGUAAGACCUGCAUUUGAACUUCUGCCUGGAGACAGGCAGACAGGCCAGCCAGCUGUGCUAAGAUCAACGCCUCGUGAAUGGUCACACCCCUUGUACCUGGCACGUGCCCUCUGUUGUGUGCCAGCAGCAAAGCGCCCACUAUCAAGUUCCCCAGUCACUGGCCGCCCGGCGGUCAUUGUGCAAUAUGCCAGUUGCCAUGAAUAUUUGAAAAAUCCCUGUGUUGUGUCUCCGGGCUGCGACAGAGCACAGCCCGCUCUCCUGUUGUGCGAACAUGCCUGCUGGGAAGGUCACACGCGUACAAGUUGGCAAAUGCUCCCUCUUGUUAUUUAGAAUUAAAUUUUCUUCUUGGGCUAAAGCAGUUUGGGAUUUUUCUGAGUCUCCAUGAUGCUUUCUUUUGUUUCCUCCUUCCUGAGGACACUGGGUGUGGUGUGAGGUACCCAGGUUCAAAAAUCACCGUGUAUUAGAAGAGCUGGACUCAUAAGCAGCAGCAAGCUCAAACGGCGGAGCCUGGCUGUGAAUAAGUGUAUCUGUCAAUCUAAGGAAAGGGCUUUGCGCGAUUUGCACUAAAAUAUGAAUGUUACAGAUGCAGGAGAAACUGGAAUGAUCUGGCCAUCUACUGAAACUUGCUGAAGCAAACCGUUAUGACGUCUCUGGACCCUGUACUGUCCCAGGCAGAAAGGCUAGUCUGAGGGUACAGGAUGGCAAAGAGGUCAGCAGCAAAGCCUAGGAGACGGGGCUGGGGGAUUUAGCCGCUCCGUGCCUCUCCCGGCAGCCUGGGAUCCCCGUGCUGGGCGCCCCGCACCAUGGAUCCCCCGGGCUACAACUGCUUUGUGGACAGAGACAGGAUGGACGCGGCCGUGCAGGACCUGGGCCCCAAGGAGCUGAGCUGCACCGAGCCGCAGGAGCUGAAGCAGCUGGCUCGCCAGGGCUACUGGGCCCGCAGCUACGCCCUGCGGGGGAAGGUGUACCAGCGCCUGAUCCGGGACAUCCCCUGCCGCACGGUCACGCCGGACGCCAGCGUGUACAGCGACAUCGUGGGCAAGAUCGUGGGCAAGCACAGCAGCAGCAGCCUGCCCUUGCCCGAGUUUGUGGACAACACGCAGGUGCCCAGCUACUGCCUGAACGCGCGGGGCGAGGAUGCCGUGCGCAAGAUCCUGCUGUGCAUCGCCAACCAGUUCCCCGACGUGUCCUUCUGCCCCGCCCUGCCCGCGGUCGUGGCCCUGCUGCUGCACUACAGCACGGACGAGGCCCAGUGCUUUGAGAACGCCUGCCGCAUCCUGGCCUGCAAUGACCCCAGCCGGAAGCUGGUGGAUCAGAGCUUCCUGGCCUUCGAGUCCUCCUGCAUGACGUUUGGGGACCUGGUGAACAAGUACUGCCAGGCGGCCCACAAGCUGAUGGUGGCCGUGUCGGAGGACGUCCUGCAGGUCUACGCGGACUGGCAGCGCUGGCUGUUCGGGGAGCUGCCCCUCGGCCACUUCGCCCGCGUCUUCGACGUGUUCCUGGUGGAAGGCUACAAGGUGCUGUACCGCGUGGCGCUGGCGAUCCUCAAGUUCUUCCACAAGGUGAGGGCUGGGCAGCCGCUCGAGUCAGACAGCGUGAAGCAGGACAUUCGCACCUUCGUCAGGGAUAUCGCCAAGACCGUGUCUCCUGAGAAGCUGCUGGAGAAAGCAUUUGCCAUCCGCCUCUUCUCCCGGAAGGAGAUUCAGCUCCUGCAGAUGGCCAACGAGAAAGCUCUGAAGCAGAAAGGCAUCACCGUCAAGCAGAAGAGUGUUUCACUUUCUAAAAGGCAGUUUGUGCACUUGGCGGUGCACGCGGAGAACUUCCACUCAGAGAUCGUCAGUGUGAAGGAGAUGAGAGACAUCUGGUCGUGGGUCCCUGAGCGCUUUGCCCUCUGCCAGCCCCUCCUGCUCUUCUCCUCGCUGCAGCACGGGUACAGCCUGACCAGGUUUUAUUUCCAGUGUGAAGGACAUGAGCCCACCCUCCUGCUCAUCAAGACCACGCAAAAGGAGGUGUGUGGGGCUUACCUGUCAACAGACUGGAGUGAGAGGAACAAGUUUGGAGGCAAAGUGGGCUUCUUUGGGACGGGAGAGUGCUUCGUGUUCAGGCUGCAGCCUGAGGUCCAGCGCUACGAGUGGGUGGUCAUCAAACACCCGGAGUUGACCAAGCCAGUGUCCUCGGAGGCCGCUGCCGCUCCAUCCCCUCUCGGCCGCCCCAUAUCCUCAGACCCUGCCGACCGCCUCUCGCCCUUCCUGUCCGCGCGGCACUUCAACCUGCCCUCCAAGACCGAGUCCAUGUUCAUGGCUGGGGGCAACGACUGCCUCAUCGUAGGUGGAGGGGGCGGCCAAGCGCUCUACAUCGAUGGGGACCUGAACCGGGGCCGCACCGGCCACUGCGAUACUUUCAACAACCAGCCCCUCUGCUCUGAGAACUUCCUCAUCGCUGCCGUGGAGGCCUGGGGCUUCCAAGACCCCGACACCCAGUGACAGGCCUGCGCACGUGGGGACGGAGCUGUCACCGUGGGGUGGGGGUGGGGCAGUGGCCCCCUCUUCAUGGGGCAGGCAGUAAAGGAAGAACCCCCCUCCGUGUGGUGGGCAGCAUGUGGGUGCAGCUGGGGCUCUGGUGCUGGGCCGGGAAGGGGUGCCCGGGCCUCAGCUGGCUGAGCCUUGCCCUACUCAGACCUACGCAGACCUGCUUGGACUCAGGCCCUGCUUCUCUGUGGAGCGUCCUGUGCCCAACGCCUGGAAGGGGCUGCAUCUUGCAGCCCCUGAGUCUUAGUCCCUUGGUGCGGAGGUGGGGACUCCGAAAGGCAGAAGGAACCUUCCGGCAAGUGUGGGUCCAUGGCGCCCCCUGCUGGGGCCUGUUAGCAUGGCUCUGAACGGAGCCCUGAGGCUGCUACCUGGUGGGCUGCUGAAGGCCCCCCAGGAGAGACAGACGCCCUGGCGGCUGCCCCCUGUCCAUAUCCCCUCCCACUGUCCAGGGCUUCUCACCCAGUGUCCUCUUCUGGUGCUGGCCUCCUGUGGCCGCCUCUUGGACAGGAGCUGCAAGGUGAAAGAGGGGAGGGCAGGAUCUGGGCCCCUCCUGAGGGAGGGAGAGCCGGAAUGAUGCGGGACUGGAGAGGACGUUAUGUGUCCUCGUGUUUCAGAGCCUGACGCUCCUGCGGGGCCUCUCUGUGGGUUCACAACUGGAGAGGCUGCCCAGGACGGCCCAGGGACGGGCCCUCUGCCACUGACCCCAAACCCGCCAGCUGCAUUUCCACAGGCUUGUCCAGAGAAACCCAGACCCCUGGGGGUUUCUUCAGCCUUCCUCCUCUCUGCGGGGGAGGGGGGGCCUCCUCUGCUCCCCUCGGUCCCUGCAGUGGCCCCAGGAUCCUGUCCAGACUCCUCAGCGUGGCAUGCUCGUCUUUGUCCAUCCCCACGGGCCCCAGGUUGCCGGGCCCCCCCUCCCCAGAUCCUUCCCACACGGCGCCUUCACCACAUGCCCCUCUGUGUGCCUCUCACAGCCCUGUGUUUGGCUACACAGUGUGGUGUCCUCGUGCUGCGGCCUGUCCCCCACUUCCCUGCCCCACCUGGCUCUGCACACACCCUGCAGACUGUAGGGACCACGUGCAGACUUGCCAGGGGGUGCUGUGGGGAGUGACCUCCCACCCCAUGCCCUCCCUCAGCUGGUCCUGAGGGCCUGGGCACCCGGGGAGGGGGCGGGAGGGGGGGAGCAGACAGACAGACACCCAAGCAGCCGUGCUGGGGGCUUUGGCAGCCUGGGCCACAGGUGCUGGGGUCCUGGCCCCCACGUGGCUGCAGCCAGCCUCUCGGUGUCCCCACGCGUGAUGCCUCUGCUGUCUCCAUCUUGCUUGGGCCUCCUGUGGGGCACUGGCCCUCCUAGUUCAGUCUCCUCUGAGCCGGGCCGCCGUGGCGCAGGAGGAAGGACCAGGAGCCCUGUGUGGCUUCGGGCAAGCCCGUGGACCUGCCUGGAACCCAUUUUCCCCAACCGUAAAAAGGGGCCAGUCAUCCUGCACCGCUGUCCCCGUGGGACUGUUCAGAGGUUCUGAGGGGGACCGCGUGAGUCUCCAGUGAGUGGAGAGGUGCCGGGAGGCAGUAUCACAGUUCAUCCCCCCUCCGCAACACACCACGGCAGCCCUUGCCCCCCCAGCCCCAGCCCUCCUGUGGCGCAACUUUGGUGUUCAUUAAACACGGUCUUGUUACAUGAA
Molecule: messenger RNA, 7849 nt
Organism: Lynx canadensis (Canada lynx)
Lineage: Eukaryota; Metazoa; Chordata; Mammalia; Carnivora; Felidae
Gene: TBC1D24
Product: TBC1 domain family member 24
Exons: 10
Coding region: 4449-6128 (559 amino acids)
Source: RefSeq, a predicted model, not a curated record